AUGAUAUUUCUUUCAUUAAAAUCAAUUCUCUUACAGUAUGGUCUUCCAACAGUAUGUUCCGCUGAUACUACAAAUUGGCCACAGUUAAUAUUAACAUGUCCAAAUGGCACUAGUCUAGAUGAAUUACCUUUUUUAUCAAUUAGUAUGUCAUGGUUAAGACAAUUCACUAGCUUUCUUGCUCAAGGUGAAAAUCAUACUCGCGGACCAUUUACUUCUAUUCCAUCAAACAUAUGUUGGAUGUCAAAUUUAACUAUCCUAAAUUUAACUUACAAUCAAAUUAGAAAUACAAUUAACGUUUCUAAUAUUCUCAAUUGUCUGACUAACUGGAAAACAGUCGAUUUAAGCCAUAAUUAUUUGACAAUAUUUCCAAGUACAUUGUUUACCUCGAGUCGAUUAGAUUCCGUUUAUUUAAAUGACAAUCAAUUGAGUUCCUUCGAUUUAUCUGUUCUUGCACUUGUUCAAAGAACAGUGGAUAUAAGAAGAAAUCAAAUUACAUCAAUUAUUAAUCCUACUAAUUACAAUAUAUCGUUAGAUCUUCAAACUGGUAAUACUGAAGUGCUACUUGACGGUAACUUCAUGCUUCAAUUUAAUGAUGCAAUCUAUGAAAUGUAUGGAUCUUGUGAAGAAGUUCAACUAGCUUUCACAAACACUCUUAAUCGUCCAACAUCAUUAACUUUUGGCCUGAUAAACAUUGAUUUUGGUACAACACCAGUGUAUUGCAGUUGUGAUCAAUAUUAUAUCUUAGAAAUGCUCAAAAUUGCUUUCGGUAUUCCAAUUUCCGGCCGCAUCUCGACUUUAGUAUGCGCUAAUGAACCGGUGAACUUUGUUAACUAUAUUUGUUUACUUGGCUAUUCCACAGUCAAUUUCACACAAGUACAACCUCGCUUAUGUACACUUGCUGACUGGAAUGUAACAACAACCACAUUAACGACAUCCACAGCGUCAACAACAACAUCAUCAAUAACUACAGCGUCAAACACAACAAUAUCCACACGUUUGUCUACAUCAACAACUACAACAUCUGUCACAAUAACAUUCUCAUCUUCUUCCACAUCCUCCACAGCCACCUCAGAAAUAAACACGACAUCCGAAACAACAACAUCCACACCUUCGCCUACAUCCACAACAGCUACAUUAUCAACAACUAUUGCAUUUGCAACAACGACAUUCACAUCUUCUUCAACAUCGUCAACAGCGUCAUUAUCGGCAACUACAACGCCAGAAACAACAACUUCCCCACCUUCGUCUACAUCAACAACUGCAGCAUCAGAAACAACAACAUUCACAUCUUCUUCAACAUCGUCGAUAGCCACAUCAUCAACAACCACGACAUCGGAAACAACAACAUCCACACCUUCGCCUACAUCAACAACAGUCACAUUAUCAACAACUACAGCAUCUGUAACAACAACAUUCACAUCUUCUUCAACUACGUCAACAGCACCAUUAUCAGCAACUACAACGCCAGAAACAACAACUUCCCCACCUUCGUCUACAUCAACAAGUGCAGCAUCAAAACCGACAACAUUCACAUCUUCCUCAACAUCGUCCACACCAAUAUCAUCAACAACAACCACAUCGGAAACAACAACAUCGACACCUUCGUCUACAUCAACAACCACAACAACUGUCACAACAACAUUCUCAUCUCCUUCCACAUCGUCCACAGCCACCUCACCAAUAACCACGAUAUCGGAAACAACAACACCCACACCUUCGCCCACAUCAACAACAGCUACAUUAUCAACAACUACAGCAUUUGCAACAACGACAUUCACAUUUUCUUCAACAUCGUCAACAGCGCCAUUAUCGGCAACUACAACACCAGAAACAACCACUUCCCCACAUUCGUCUACAUCAACAAGUGCAGCAUCAAAACCGACAACAUUCACAUCUUCUUCAACAUCGUCCACAUCCGCCUCAUCAAUGACGGCGGUAUCCGAAACAACAACCUCCACACCUCCAUCAACAUCAACAACAGUCACAUUAUCCGAAACUACAGCGCUAGAAACAACAACAUUCACACUUCCCUCAACAUCGUCGACAACCAUAUCAUCAACAACCACGACAUCGGAAACAACAGCCUCCACAUUUUCCUCUACAGCAACAACUGUAGCAUCAGAAACAACAACAUCCACAUCGUCGUCAACAUCGUCAAAAGGCACAUCAUCAACGACGACCAUAUCGGAAACUACAACCUCCACAUCGUCGCCUAUAUCAAUAACAGCUACAUUAUCACCAACUACAGCAUCUAUAAUAACAACAUUCACAUCUUCUUCCACAUCAGCGACAGCCACAUCUUCAAUAACCACGACAUCGGAAACAACAACAUCCACAACACCAUCUACAUCAACAACAACCACAUUGUCAACAACCGCACCAUCAGGAACAACAAUAUUCACAUCUUCUUCCACAUCAUCAACAACCACGACACCCGAAACAACAACGUCCACAUCUUCAUCCACAUCAAGAACAGUUAUAUUAUCAACAACUCUAGGAUCAGAAACAACAACCUCCACACCUUCCUCAACAUCAACAACAGUCACAUUAUCAACGACCACAGCAUCCGAAACAACAACAUCCACAACACCAUCUACAUCAACAACAGCCACAUUAUCAACAACUACAGCAUCUAUAACAACAACAUCCACAACACCAUCUACAUCAACAACAGCCACAUUAUCAACAACUACAGCAUCUAUAACAACAACAUUCACAUCGUCGUCAACAUCAUCAACAGGCGCAUCAUCAACGACGACUAUAUCGGAAACUACAACCUCCACAUCUUCGCCUAUAUCGACAACAGUCACAUUAUCAACAGCUGCAGCAUCAGGAACAACAACAUUCACAUCUUCUUCAACAUCAUCGACAGCCACAUCAUCAACAACCACGACAUCGGAAACGACAACAUCCACAUCUUCGUCGACAUCAAGAACAGUUAUAUUAUCAACAACUGUAGGAUCAGAAACAACAACCUCCACACCUUCCUCAACAUCAACGACAGUCACAUUAUCAACGACUACAGCAUCGGAAACAACAACAUCCACAACACCAUCUACAUCAACAACAGCCACAUUAUCAACAACGGCAGCAUCAGGAACAACAACAUUCACAUCUUCUUCAACAUCGUCGACAGCCACAUUUUCAAUAACCACGGCAUCGGAAACAACAACAUCCACAUCUUCGUCUACACCAGGAACAGUUAUAUUAUCAACAACUGGAGGAUCAGAAGCAACAGCCUCCACAUCUUCCUCAACAUCAACAACAGCCACAUUAUCAACAACUACAGCAUCCAUAACAACAACAUUCACAUCUUCUUCAACAUCAUCGACAGCCACAUCUUCAAUAACCACGACAUCGGAAACAACAACAUCCACAUCUUCGUCUACAUCAGGAACAGUUAUAUUAUCAACAACUGUAGCAUCAGAAACAACAACCUCCACACCUUCCUCAACAUCAACGACAGUCACAUUAUCAACGACUACAGCAUCGGAAACAACAACAUCCACAACACCAUCUACAUCAUCAGCAGCCACAUUAUCAACAACGGCAGCAUCAGGAACAACAACAUUCACAUCUUCUUCAACAUCAUCGACAGCCACAUCAUCAACAACCACGACAUCGGAAACAACAACAUCCACAUCUUCGUCUACACCAGGAACAGUCACAUUAUCAACAACUGUAGUAUCAGAAGCAACAGCCUCCACAUCUUCCUCAACAUCAACAACAGCCACAUUAUCAACAACAGCCACAUUAUCAACAACGGCAGCAUCAGGAACAACAACAUUCACACCCUCUUCAACAUCGUCGAGAGCCACAUCUUCAACAACCACGACAUCGGAAACAACAACAUCCACAUCUUCGUCUACACCAGGAACAGUUAUAUUAUCAACAACUGUAGCAUCAGCAGCAACAACCUCCACAUCUUCCUCAACAUCAACAACAGCCACAUUAUCAACGACCACAGCAUCCGAAACAACAACAUCCACAGCAUCGUCUACAUCAACAACAGCCACAUUAUCAACAACUGUAGCAUCAGGAACAACAACAUUUACAUCUUCUUCAACAUCAUCGACAGCCACAUCUUCAACAACCACGACAUCGGAAACAACAACAUCCACAUCUUCGUCCACAUCAAGAACAGUUAUAUUAUCAACAACUGUAGGAUCAGAAACAACAACCUCCACACCUUCCUCAACAUCAACAACAGUCACAUUAUCAACGACCACAGCAUCCGAAACAACAACACCCACAACACCAUCUACAUCAACAACAGCCACAUUAUCACCAACUACAGCAUCUAUAACAACAACAUUCACAUCGUCGUCAACAUCGUCAACAGGCACAUCAUCAACGACGACUAUAUCGGAAACUACAACCUCCACAUCUUCGCCUAUAUCGACAACAGCCACAUUAUCAACAGCUGCAGCAUCAGGAACAACAACAUUCACAUCUUCUUCAACAUCAUCGACAGCCACAUCAUCAACAACCACGACAUCGGAAACAACAACAUCCACAUCUUCGUCUACACCAGCAACAGUUAUAUUAUCAACAACUGUAGCAUCAGCAGCAACAACCUCCACAUCUUCCUCAACAUCAACAACAACCACAUUAUCAACGACCACAGCAUCCGAAACAACAACAUCCACAGCAUCGUCUACAUCAACAACAGCCACAUUAUCGACAACUGUAGCAUCAGGAACAACAACAUUUACAUCUUCUUCAACAUCAUCGACAGCCACAUCUUCAACAACCACGACAUCGGAAACAACAACAUCCACAUCUUCGUCCACAUCAAGAACAGUUAUAUUAUCAACAACUGUAGGAUCAGAAACAACAACCUCCACACCUUCCUCAACAUCAACAACAGUCACAUUAUCAACGACCACAGCAUCCGAAACAACAACAUCCACAACAUCGUCUACAUCAACAACAGUCACAUUAUCAACAACUACAGCAUCUGUAACAACAACAUUCACAUUUUCUUCAACAUCAUUGACAGCCACAUCAUCAACAACCAUGACAUUGGAAACAACAACAUCCACAUCUUCGUCUACCGCGAACACUGCCCCCACCUCAUUUGUAUCCACAGCAGCCACAGCCACAAUAUCGAAAACAACGACGUCCACAGUUUCGUCUACAACGAUAACAGGCACAUCGUCAACAAGUACAACUUCGUCUGAUUCAACAGUAGCGACAUCAUCAAGAACUACGACAUCGGAAAUAGAAACAUCCACAUCUGCGUCUACGUCCACCAACGUGGCAUCAGCAAGAACCACCACAUCAGAAUCAACGACAACUUCCACAACUUCGUCUGCAUCGGCAACAGCCACAUUGGCUACAACGACCAGAUCGGAAACAACAACACCCGCAUCCAUUACUUCAAUUCCUGCUGUGAAUGUUUCAACGUGUUUUUCGACUUUUACCAUUAGUAAUACAAAUCUUUUGUUGUCAUGUUCAUCGAAUGGGAAUGUAUCAUUACUUCCGAUUAAUAAUUACACAGUAACGAGUUUGAGCCGUAUUACAUCAUUGAGUAUACAAGGAUAUAAUGGUGCUCGUGGACCUCUGCAAACUAUUCCACCAAAUGUUUGUUUUUUGACAAAUUUACAAGUGUUAAAUAUUUCAUUCAAUCGUAUUAGUUAUCUUGACUCAGUAUUGCUUUCAUCAAGUCCAUCUUGUCUACAAGCUUUACAAACGCUAGAUAUGAGUAACAAUUUUUUAAAUGAAUAUCCAUCCUUAUUUUUAUCAAAAACCAUGAAUAUGCAACGUUUUUUCUUACGAAAUAAUCAAUUGGAAUCGUUCGAUCUUGGAUCAGUUGUACUUGUUUCCGAAUCUAUCGAUUUAUCUAAUAAUCUGAUAUCGAAAAUAACAAAUAAUGCUAAUAUUAAUAUCUCAACAUAUAACUAUUCACCUGGUCCAUCUAUUGAUUUAACAAAUAAUAGUGGAAUCAUUGACUUAACAGAUACUAUUUAUGAAAUGUAUGGUGCUUGUUAUGAAAUUCAACAAAUAUUAAAUGCAAGUGUUAUUCCUUUAAGAGUUCCCAUUUUAACAGUCAGUUUCUUUAAUAUCAACUUUGGUACAUCAAAAAUCAACUGUACUUGUAAUCAAUAUUAUUUACAAAGAAGUUUGUUAUAUUCAUUAGGUAAUAGUCAGUCUCCAACGUAUCCUUUAUCCAAUACUAAGUGUACGGAUCAAACAUUAUUCUAUAAUAAUUCAAAUACUGCAGCUUGUUCUACGUCAUCAGCUAUUUUUACAAAUACGAUACCACGUCUUUGUAAAAUAAAUCAAAACAAUGGUAAUAUAGUAUUAGUUAAUACAACUGAUAAUAGUACUCGAAUAUAUCCGUAUUAUCUAACUCAAACUAUGAAUAAUAGCUAUUGUCUGUUUACAUUUUAUACUGGUGGAGAGCGAGCUUCAAUUGAUUGUAUUAAUGAAUCAAGUACACUUAGUGAAAUUUCAACAAUGAUUCUUAAUAAUGCUUAUUUUAAAAAUAUAACAAAAUUUCAAUUAAUAAUCAAAAUUCAUUAUCUCAAUUACCGUACUACAUUUCCCUGUUCAUCAAAUACUACCGUUCAAAAUAUCAAUCUUGCCUAUAAUAAAAUUAACACUGUUGGUUUGACAUUAUCCAAUUGGCUAUUGAUUGAUCUAACAUCAAAUAAUCUAACACAAUUACCAUAUAGUCUUUUACGUUCAAAUCAAAAUUCAAUCUCAAGUAGACAAUUAUCAAAACGAACUCUUCUUUUAUCAUCAAAUCAAUUAUAUCAAUUUGAUUUAUUUGCUUAUACAUAUGCAGAUACAUAUAUUAAUUUAGAAAAUAAUCCAUUUUUCAUACCUAUUAAUGGCUAUCAUACCAUUAAUAAUUAUGAAAAACAGUCUUUACUUAAUGGACCAAUUUCAACAAGUGUUAUUCUAACAAAUCAAAUGCGUUUUCUUUUUAAUGAUCAAAUAGCACAAAAUUAUAAUGCAUGUGAAAGUAAAUCAUUAAAUUACCUUAUUGACAUAUUUGAACGUAUAAAAACUAAUAAUAGUACAGUAGAAAUCGAAUGUCAAUGUUCCUCGAUAUAUAUCAAAGAAUAUUUUCGUUUAUAUAAUUCAUCAGGAAAGAUUACAAAUCGAUUUUCAUGUAGUAAUAUAUCAAGUUUAACAGUAACACAGUUUGAAGCUUUAACUGAAACAGAUUGUUUAUCAAAUAUAACAUUAUCAUCAAGUGGACUUUGUCAAUUUGCAAGAUUAGAAAGUACUCCUCUUUCUAAUAAUCUUACUGCAACGGAUAAUGGUCGAGUUUUAGCCAUAAUUCUUGGUUCUGUUCUUGGUUCUGUAGGUUUUCUAUUCUUAAUUAUACUUAUUAUUGGUUGUAUUUACUAUGCACGUAAAUCAUCAACAAAAAAAACUCGAAUAUCAAAAUUAUCAAACAUUCAAGAUAUAGAUAAUACUCGUCAUGACGAACGUGUACAAACAACAAAUAUUCAUUCGCCAUAUAAUUUAUCGUCAGUUGAUAAUCGACCUACAUCUCGAUUAGAAAAUAUUCAUGAUACAAGAGAUCAUGCACGAAUGCAAACGUCACGUAGAACAGCAAAUCAACGUAGAUCAUCGUAUUAUAUUGCUUCAACUGAUUUAUCACAAGUAGAAGAUAAUCGUCGUCAAAAGCGACGACGACCAAAAGAACCUCCAAUUGAUUAUGAUCUAACUUAA
Molecule: messenger RNA, 7692 nt
Organism: Rotaria sp. Silwood2
Lineage: Eukaryota; Metazoa; Rotifera; Eurotatoria; Philodinida; Philodinidae
Source: the annotation of a GenBank genome assembly